CAAAACAAAGUGCAUGCGGAGAAGGGUGCAGAGGUUAAAAUCUUUAAUAACAGACAAACAACGUCAGAUAAGCAUUAGUAACUUUAACACAGAGCAGUAAACAUGAAGGUCUACAUGCUGGCCCUGGUAUGGGCCGGUAUUCUGCAAAACGUGCACGGGAAAAAGGGACAUAUUAUAACUGCACCUAGACAAUUACAUACAGGGCGACCAACAAAGGUUUGCGCUCAGUUUUAUGAGCUUGAGGAUAGUGAUGUCUCUGUAAAUAUCCAGUUGAUCGAACAAAGAUGGGGAGAAGAUGACAAGUUAACUACAUCUGCCACACAGAUUUUUGAAAAAGGUACUGCGGGCUGUCUCCAACUUGAGAUUCCCUCUAAAAAGCCUGAUGGUUGGCCAAGCUUCUACCUCAACGCAAGUGUUACCACGGUAAAUGACGAAGACACAAAUGCUGCCAUCUACAGAAGUAAAUCAUCGAGAAAGGUCCAGUUGCGAGAAAUCACUCCAUUGGUUAGGUUUAUAGAGACUGAUAAACCAAUCUAUAAACCCGGCCAAAGAUUAAUGUUCAGAGUGCUGACUCUUACCAGAGAAGAUCUGAAACCUCAAACAGAUGAUCUUGAUGAAGUUACAGUGAUGGAUCCAACUGGGUCAAGACUCAGACAAUGGAAAAAUACAAAAACUGAAAAAGGUUUGGCCAGUUUUGAGAUGCCCCUAUCUGAAGAACCAGUGCUUGGUACUUGGACUAUUAAAACAGAAAGUGGUGGAUACUCUGAUACACGAAAGUUUGAUGUGAAGGAAUAUGUUCUCCCAAAGUUUGAAGUUCUCAUCAACCCUCCCGCUGCUGUCCUUAUAAAUGCAACCAGCUUUGACCUUGAAAUCUGUGCCAAAUACACUUAUGGUAAACCAGUGAAAGGGAAAAUGUUCAUAGAUGUUGAUGUCCUGCAACAGUCUUACUAUGGCAGAAUAGAAAAACUGACUCUUCCUCCACCAGUUGAAGAAUGGGAAGAGGAAAUAGAUGGUUGUGUCACUAAGACGAUUCAAGUGGGACAAUUCAACGAUACACUCAAUUUCUGGGGAACCUGUAACCUCAAUGUUUUGGUGAUGGUAAAAGAGGACGCCACUGGUGUUGUGCUUAAUGCCACACACAAGACAAUGGAGUUCAUUAAAGAGCCGUUCAAAAUUGAUUUGGAAGGUCUACCUAAACACUUUAAACCUGGAAUGCCCUUCACAGGAAAUGUCCAUGUGAACAAGCCAGAUGGUUCACCUGUGAUUGGUGAACAAAUAGAACUGGAAAUUAGACCAUACGCUUAUGCUAAGUUUGCCAAGAAUUUCACAACAGACUCUAAUGGAGGUUUUCACAUUAAUGUCCUACUUGAGGGGAAUGAAACCACUCUCAAUAUUAAGGCACGGGCACCCAGAUAUGACCAACUAGGCAAGCCAUAUGAUGACAUAAAUUACAAUCUCCAAGUGAGGAUGCCGAUUGCUAACUCCAUGACAAAGCGUUGGUACUCUCCUUCACAGAGCUUUAUUCAGGUAGAACCAAUUCAGAAUGCUGUUGCCUGUGAUGAGAGUUUGAGGCUCAAAAUUGAUCAUUCAUACGUACCUGAAAAUUCAGAUGAUGAGAUCAAGUUGCAGUACCAGGUGAUGUCACGUGGCAAUAUACUCAAGGUGGGAACUCACAGUCAUAAAGUUCAAGGACAUUUGGCUGAAGAUUCUUCACAUAAAGUCGAGCGCUUCCACCUCACCAUCCCAGUUACAAGUGAAAUGUCACCGAAGUUCCGCGUCCUCGUCUAUUACGUAAGAGCGGAUGGGGAGACAGUUGCUGACUCAGCAACAUUUACUACUGAGAAAUGCCUACCAAAUAUGGUCUCUGCGAGAUUUGCUGAUGCUGAAAAACGACCUGGUGAUGAUGUCACUAUGAACAUUGUUGCAUCACCGGAUUCUCUUUGUUCAGUCGGAGUUGUUGAUAAAAGUUUAACAAUUCUUAAAGCCUCAGAAAAUAUGGACUUUAGUAAGGUGUUUGGAAUUCUGGAAGAAUCAGAUAGCGAUACAUACUACGAGGACAGUGAUUAUGAAUAUUGUGAGAAGAAACUUGCAGAAGAAGAUGACGAUGACGAAGAUGAAGAUGAUAACAUCGCCAUUGAUGAAGAAUUUCCACCACUACCUGAUAUAGGUAUUCCUUUGGCGGAUGAUGGGCCUGCUCCUCCUGGUGCCCCAGUGCAAUCUGAACGUGGUGCCCCAAGGAAAAAGAGAUCAUAUUGGAGGCCAAACUAUUCUGAUCAGUAUGACGCCAUAAGGGCUUUCCAGGCUGCUGGUCUUGCAGUGCUGAGUGAUUUAGAGAUUGAGACAAGGCCAUGCCUCAAACGUGACUAUCAUUAUGAGCCCAUAUACAGAGGAUUAGGGGGUGCCGGUCCUCGGGGACGUGUAAAUGUCCCUGUGUUUGAACAAGAAACUGAUGAUGCUGCAGUCCCUAAAUCAGCGCCAUCUAGUGACACCGGGUCAGCUACACUUCGGGCAUUUUUCCCAGAAACCUGGCUGUGGCGUCUUGAAACCAUUGGAUCAACGGGAGAGGGGAACAUCGAUGUGACAGUUCCAGACACAAUCACUGAAUGGGUUGGGAAUGCAUUUUGUACCAACUCUGAGACUGGCCUCGGAAUCUCCCAGCCAAUAGCAUUGAAUGCAUUCCAGCCAUUCUUCGUGUCGUUCACCCUACCAUACGCUGUUGUACGUGGAGAGAAGGUUCCUGUUAUUAUAACAGUGUUCAACUAUUUGAAGGAAUGCCUAAUGAUCAAGUUAAGCCUUGAAGAAUCUGAAGCUUUUACUUUAGAGGAAGGAACCAAAGAUGUCUUAAAGUGUGUUUGUGGGGGACAGGCAGUCUCUCAUUCAUAUCUCAUAGCACCCACAGAACUAGGACAAGUCAAUAUUACAGUUAAAGCUGUAUCCACUGAUGAACUUGGUCCAAAUAACGCCAACAGUGAUUGUGAUAACAACUUGGCAUCCAGGUCGUACUUAGGAGUCCAAGAUGCCGCUGUGAGACCUCUCUUAGUUGAGGCUGAGGGUGUUCCGCAGGAGUAUACAGAGACAUAUUUUGUCUGUCCAGAUAGCCCUGAACAAGGGAGCAGUGGAACCAUCACAUUUAAAUUACCUGAAAAUGCAGUACCCGACUCUGAAAGAGCCUAUGUUACUGCUAUUGGGGACUUGAUGGGUCCUACUUUGUCUAACAUUGCCAAGUUGAUCAGGCUACCAACUGGUUGUGGGGAACAGACCAUGCUCAGCUUUGCGCCAAAUAUCUACAUCAUGGAAUAUCUGCAGGCCACCAAUCAGCUUACUGAUAAACUAAAGGAGACAUCUGAGGAGUACAUGAUCAAAGGUUACCAACGUGAAUUAACUUAUCGUCAUGACGAUGGCACAUACAGCGCAUUUGGCAAACGUGACGACUCUGGCAGCACAUGGCUAACUGCAUUUGUCGUAAAAUCUUUUGCGAGGGCCCAAAAGUACAUCACAGUUGACAAAAAGGAUUUGGACAAAUCAGUGAAGUGGUUUGUAAGCCAACAGAAUCGUGACGGAUGUUUCCCAAGUGUUGGUAAAGUUCUACAUAAGGACAUGAAGGGAGGACUGAGUGAUGGAGGUUCUGGAUCUACAUUGACUGCCUAUGUUACUGUUGCGUUACUAGAGGCUGGAUUAAACAAGACAGAUCGCAGUAUUCGACGUGCUGUGUCUUGUAUGGUCCGACGUCAUCCACCCCGGCGAACUGACAAAUAUGGUGUUGCUAUGGUUACAUAUGCUUUAAUGCUUGAAAAUCCUAAUUCCGUCAAUGCUCAGCGUUAUCUUCGACUUCUCAAUAGUUUAGCUGUUAAUAAAGAUGGCAUGAAGUACUGGCAGUCUGCCCCUGCCCCACCUUCACAAGAUGAUGCCCCAUUCCAUAAAGCAAAAUCUGCCGAUGUUGAAAUCACAUCAUACGCAUUACUCUCCCUUCUCCUAAAAGGAGGAGAGAAUAUUGAAGCUGAGGUUAUGCCCAUUGUGCGCUGGAUUAGCCGACAACGUAACAGUAGAGGAGGAUUCGCUUCUACCCAGGACACAGUUGUUGCUCUCCAAGCCCUGGCCCAGUAUGCAGCCCUAGUAUAUGGUGACCAGGACAUCACUGUUGCUCUAAGUGGAUCCAUUCCCUCGACCAGUUUAGCCAUAAAUUCUGGCAAUAGUCUCCUCCUGCAGAAGGUUGAUGUGCCAUCUAUACCAUCCACCAUUGAGACUUACACUUCAGGAACAGGAUGUGCUCUGCUACAGGGUACCAUGAAAUACAACAUUUUCCCAGAGGAGGUAGAUGUCCCAGCAUUCCAACUGAGAGUCAAUCCCAGUGGUUUUGCCUGCAAGAAGCAGACCAUAAAAGUUUGUACAAGCUACCAAGGGCCAGGGGAUGAAUCCAAUAUGGCCGUAAUUGAGGUUAAAAUGCCAUCUGGCUGGUCACCGUUGAAGGAAACCGUAGAGCCAUUGUUGAAUGACAUUUUCCUUGGUCUCAAGCGGUAUGAGGUUGAUAAGAAUUUUGUCAGCUUCUACUUUGACUCUAUUAGCUCAGAGGAGAAGUGUCUGUCAUUUGUGGUGGAACAGUCAACACCUGUGAAGGAUUUGAAACCUGCAUCAGUUAUGGUCUAUGAUUACUAUGAUACAGAUUUAUCAUUGACCAAACUCUAUUCUCUGAAUCUGUGCCAGUCGGAAGAGCAACCAGGCAGACCAAGAACGUAGUUUAUGCUUCAUGACCUACAUCCACCUGCACCUACAACUUGCACCUACAAUUUGCAAAUACAAUCUGCACCUAUGACUUGCACCAAAUCAGUAUGAAAUUCAUAUAACCUGCAGCUAUUUUACUCUCGGAAAAACUAAAAUGGAAAAAAUAUUGUUUAGUUUUCAAAAUACUUUCUAAUUUAAUCUGAAUGAUACAUUGCUAUUAAUAAUAGCAAUGUAACUUAAUCAAUGGCUUUUGGACCAGACACAAAAACAGCCUUAUUGGAACUAUCUGAGCUCAUAGACAUUUUAAGCUCAUACCCUUUAUCUUUUUUGGAUUAAACCAUUUCUUGUAUUAUAUUAGUUAAGUAAGAAAUAAAAUAUUAUUUAUAGGGAUCA
Molecule: messenger RNA, 5112 nt
Organism: Owenia fusiformis
Lineage: Eukaryota; Metazoa; Annelida; Polychaeta; Sabellida; Oweniidae
Source: the annotation of a GenBank genome assembly